CGGUUUUCCUGCCAUGCCUGCACUUUCAACCCAGACUCGAUCUCAGCUCAAAGACCGCAUCCGCGGUUGUCUAUUGGGAUCCGCAGUGGGCGAUGCUUAUGGCCUGGCAACUGAAUUCAUGACCACUGACCAGGCUGCCUGUGUUUAUGGGAAUGGUCCCAUUGCUUUUGGUCGAGAACCAGGAUAUCCUGUUUGGAUAGAUGGUCAUCGGUCCGCCUCUGAUAGCAAUGACUUUACGGACGACACAGACCAAAUGCUUGUUAUCCUUCAAUCUCUGGAACAUACCGCCGAUGGUAGAUUACACCCCAUCCACUUCUCCAAGGCGUUGCGUGAGUGGGUCGAAUACGGUAUUCCUGAGAUUGGGACAGAUCCUGGCCGUGGACUUGGUUACACUGUAGGACAAGUCUUGCGACACCCAACGUUCACCUCCAAUCCUCAUCGUGCUGCUUACGAGGUUUGGGACUCUGCAGGACGCAACUUGGCACCCAAUGGCGCCGUGAUGCGAACAGCUGUUUUAGGCAUUGAAUCCUUUUGGGACGAGCCACGCGUCGUGGAGAACGCUCUAGCAGCUGCAAAGGUCACUCAUGCAGACCCGCGCUCUGUGCUGAGUGCUCUUCUUUCAUCCGUGCUAAUAUCACGCCUUCUUCGAAAUAGUAGUAACGACUCUAAACAUGACAAAUUAACGCCCUGGAAUCCUAAACUCUCGGACCCAACAUAUCGGCAAGGGCUUCUUGCCUAUCUGCAACGUGGAACAGACCUUGGAGGUAGUAAUUCUAUCAAUCCCAUUUAUGAAGAUGAGACGGCAGCAAAUCAAUUUCAACCAAAAGACUACAAUGCGUUAGCCCAAAAUCGACAGAGAAAUGUGAAUGAAAGAGCGUGCGCUACAAGCCGAUCACAAACAAACAAGGAUCGUCCACAAGUUAUUCUUCGCUCAGAUAUUGGUUGGUCGGGUAUUGAUCAUGUGGGUGAAGAUGAAGCCAUGGGCGCAUUGGCUAGGUCUGUGCUGAGAGAUUAUAUAUUUAUGAUCAAAGAGACAAAUGUCGUCCCUGAAAAUGAUGGAGAGAAUAUACAAGAUGUCUGGGCUCAAGAAUUGGAAAGACAUUGUUUUCCAAGAGACAUGGGACAAUUGAAUCUGGGUUGUUCUAGUGCGAUGGGAUAUGCUUUAAAGUGCAUUGGGAUAGCCUACUACGGCGCUACUCGAAGUGAGGAUCCGUCCCCGAGAACAAAAGAGUAUACCGGUCCCUCUGGUCUCUUCCGUGGAAUCAUGGAGCAGGUCACUUUAGAGGCUGGUGAUGCUGAUACUAACGGUGCUGUUUUAGGUUCAUUAUUGGGGACACGUUUUGGGCUUGAAAAAGGUAUUCCAGAGGGUUGGUGGACUGAGCUCCGGCAUCUUAACUGGCUUGAAGAGACAAUUGACAGAUAUGCAGAGCGCGUUCUGGAUAGCUAUGAACGCCAAUAAAUUGAAGU
Molecule: messenger RNA, 1467 nt
Organism: Lobosporangium transversale
Lineage: Eukaryota; Fungi; Mortierellomycota; Mortierellomycetes; Mortierellales; Mortierellaceae
Product: ADP-ribosylation/Crystallin J1
Exons: 3
Coding region: 14-1459 (481 amino acids)
Source: RefSeq, a predicted model, not a curated record